GUCCAAACAACAAGGCGGGACACAUGUAUAGCCGCAAUCAUCAACUCAGCUCACAUCGCUGUUUUGCCGAUGCACCGAACCGCGCCCUUUGUGACGAUCUCUGAUUUCCAAGGCGUUGCUAGCUAGGCAUCGGAGGAGCAUGGCAUCCACCCCCGCGCUUCCUGGAGAGGAUGACGAGCCCAUCUUCAGCCUGGCGGAGGAUUGCGAGGCGUUUUUUCAGCAAGAGAUCUCCCGCCUCGAAUCCGAGGAGUCCAAGGAGCUUCGGCUCCUUGAGGAACACCAACAACGCUUCACGGCUUGGACGGCCUAUAUGGGCGUCUUUGCGAAGCGGAGCUUAUGUCUUGAUCGCAAACUCAGGCAUCAUCCAGACCUGCAAGACCUUGUUCUACGUCUGUUAGACAUCCUGAAGACAAACCUUUCAUACAUUCUCGACACGCAGAACACGCCGGAACCAGAACCCUCGGAGGAGUUCUCUGCUAAAAAUGAAGCAGAAUCUAGCCCGCAAGUAGUGGACAAGGAUGCCCUGGAGGCUAUUGACGGGGCCAUCGACCGGUUGAACCGUCUUGGUGUUGCCAUUCGACAGUCAUCGACCAGGAGGCUCACGGCCAGAGGUACCACCAAGGUGUCGGGCUUCCAUUCGUUCAAAGAAUUAGCGACACUUUUUGUGAAGACGACUUACCCAGGUGCUACAUAUGAGCUACAAGAUCAGCUUGGCAAAUCGAUGGCCGAGAGAUUCGAUAACGUGAUUUCCAGUCAGUCUCAACAUGCCGCCCGGGGGGAGCGACGGCGCAAGACCACGAAUACCUUGCAAUCUAUAGCCGAAGACAUGGAAUUUGAUGAAGAGCCGGCUGCAGAUGUACCUGUCCCGGAGGAGGCCCCAGCCAUGAACGAAGCUCAAUAUCACAGGAUGAUGACCGAAAGGACCGGCCAGUCUUCGUUAUUUCAAAGACGACACGACGCCCGGGGUCGCCGUUCAGAAGCGUCCAUGUCGUCCAUAGAUCGCCAAGUGCUUCAGCAGAAGAUGAGUGGUCAAUCCAACAUCGGCUCUCAGCAGCAGAAGAAGAAGAAGGAAACCUCGUCAAUUCAGAUCAAUCAAGUAGGAUACCCAAAAGCACCGCAGGUCAAGAAUAACCCCAACCGCAUCACCUGUGAGUGGUGCUUUGAGACAAAGGAACAGAAGUUCUUUGAAGGUGAUGAAUGGAGAAAACAUGUGGACAAUGACUUGAAACCGUACCUGUGCAUCUCAGAAAACUGUGCAGAGCCAACCUGCUCUUUCACCACAUUCAAUAAGUGGAAAGAGCACAUGCUCGCACAACAUGGCGUGAUGUGGCACCAGGACGUACACCCGCAAGCGACCUGGGUAUGUGCUGUUUGCCAUGAUCCUUCGGAAGGCUUCCAGAGCCCGCAGGCGCUCUACAGCCACAUGGAAAAUGCUCAUCACUUCACCGAGGCUCAACUCGAAGCCAUUGUGACCCAGAGCAAAGUACAGGGACGUAGACGGCCCGAUAUUUGCCCUCUGUGCUUUUUGCACGUGGAGGAGGAUCCCAGUAUCGCUUCCAAGCCAUCUACGGCUAGAGAACUUGUCAGAACUGAUGCGGGAAAGCGACAACAUGAGCCGCCAAUCCCAGAGAGUACGCCGAAGCGUGUCCGGACAGGCAGCAACGUAGGACAAACAUCGCCGCGUGAGCCGGACGUCGCUGCCAAGGCCCGGAGCAAUGAUGAGCUGACUGAAGCGGGUGAUCGAAAUUCGUCGCGCAUCGACUUGAUGGCACGGCAUGUUGCCGCCCACCUCCAGGGUCUCAUGUUUCUGACCAUUCGGCUUAUGUCCCUCCACAAUAACGACUCCAAAUCCGUCUCCAUUGCGAGUUCAUCAGCCGACAGCGGCGAUGCCUCAACGCGCAAGAUAACGUCUCCGGGUAACUCAGAGCCGGAGGCCGAGUCACCCAUGAGCAUCUGGGACCAAGAGUCGAUAGAGGACAGAGACGAGAGCGAGGACGGCGCCGACGAUAUUCCGGAUUCCAAGUCCGAUACAGACUGGAGCAGAGUUAUCCAAAGCAACAAACAACUAGAGGGGCCAGAGGCUUUGGGGGGGCUCUUGCACCUUUCUCACCCUGACGAUAUGGAUCUCGCUUUGAUAAAGUACCACUUCCCAGAUGCCACGAAAACCGUCCAAAUUCACCUGGCUCGUUCUACGACGAUACGUAGGCGGAAAUUACUCGACCAACGACACCACCAAGCUUGGUUGACGAUAGACCGACGCCGCCCCCCUUCUAUCCAAGAGGCCAUACUUGACACGGGCGACGAACCUUUCAACCGUCCUUCUACCAGAAGGCCAAGUAGACAAAUGGAACUAGUGCCGGGGACGACUGAUUCCUACAACCGGACCAACCCCACCUACACCUCGGCGCCUUAUAUCGAUAACGACUCCAAACCCAGUAGCGUGAUAUACUCGACAGCUCCUAGCGUAUCGGAGCUGGACGACGUGGUAUACCCACAACCGGUUAGAGUAUCAGAGAAGGGGGCCGAACACGUCUUCUGUCAGUAUUGUGGCCGUACAUUCCCAUCCUCUUUGCUCCUUAACAGCUCCUGGUGGAGAUCCCAUGUAACCGAGGAUGUGCAGCCAUAUGUGUGCCUCUUCAGCCGGUGUUCGUUCUUAUUCUUCUCGGAAUACCUAGAAUGGGCUGCGCAUAUGGAUAGCGUUCAUUCACCGAGCUGGAUUAGGCAGCUUAGCGGGUUCGCAUGUCCUCUUCAAGAUGAAUGUCAUACCGACGGCAAGACGAUACCUCACUUCGAGGAUCCAGAAACCUUUGCUCGGCAUAUUGAAACCAAUCACAAAGCUUACGUCGAAGCUACAUUCAGAAGCACCGCCGAUGCGGUGGCGGCCUGGAGUCAACCCGAAGGUUGUUGCCCGCUCUGCAAGAAUUGGUGCGGCUUCGUCCUAGACGGUGUACUGGAUCCAGCCCAACAAAUGGCGCUACACAUUGCGAACCACCUCAAGUUAACGGCUUUCAGACUCAGACUGCUGCCAUACGGCGAUGGCGAAAUAGAGGAUGUAGAUUCUAAAUCGGUUACAAACAUGGAGGCAGAUCGUAGCUUGCGUAGCGACGACCUAGACGACAUGUCGCUACCGCCACCGCGAUACUUCAUUCAUUCGGGCCGUAGUUAUACGGAGCGUAGUUAUACCGACCCUGUGCUCCAGUCGUUGCGAGGCAGACAGUCUACGAUGCAAUGGGGAGAAAUUGAAUUGCCGAUUGAGACUUCAAUUUUAGCAGAACUAAUCGUCGGAUCAUAUGCCAUAGGAGUAUUCGAUAACCCGCCUCGAGUCUUUCUACCCCAGUCCUUCCUCUCGGAGUUUAUAACAAAAGCUGCCGUUGCAGAGGAACUGGAAGAAAACCUGGAUAUUGACAAUAAUAGUGGCCUCAUCAAUUUUAUCGUUGACUCCGCGAAAAAGGUGUUCGCAACGGCUAUCAUCAGCGCCAUCGACGGCAGUAACCUUUACAUGUUAAUGAAAAGAUUCCAAGAGACCGAAUUUGACGAUGGUUGUUUGCCCCUCAAGAGAGACACCAUGUUAGCGCUGCCCUGUUUUCAGGGCAGGUUUUGGAACAAGCUCAGAACCCACAAGUUUCUUCAGAACCAAUGGGUCUUUUUAGCCCCGAUCUUUUCGAAAUCACAAUUCAAGAUAGAGCUAGAGCCAGAACAUAUCUUUCCUUUCACGUGGGUGAGCAAUGACGCCAAAGAAGGAACGUUCAGCAAUGUCUAUCAGGCCACAAUCCACGAGUCUCACCAAAAAGACCCAACCUGGACGGUUGAAGGCCACAAGGCCAAUGUUGCAAUCAAGGAGAUUAAAGAACUCGAGGAGGUCAAAGACAGCAUGCAUCCGGCCGCGACCGACGAGGAAGAAGUAUUCAAUAAGGAAUGGGAGGCUGAGGCAAGGGCAUUGGGUGACAUCAGUAGUCUCAAUCACCGAAACAUCGUUCAAUGUAUUGCCGCAAUUAAGAGGGGAAAGAAGCGUUAUUUCAUGUUCCAAUGGGCUGAUGGAGGCAGUCUUGGAGAUUUCUGGAAAGAUAACCCCCGUCCAAAUCUUGACCCUGGGUUUAUAAAAGAGGUAGUGUUGCAGCUUCGGGAGCUUGCGGACGCACUUCACGAGCUUCACAACUAUAAAGGGUCAUACCGCCAUGGCGAUUUGAAACCCGAGAAUAUUUUGAGGUUCAAAGAUGCAACUCGUGUCGGGGUGCUAAAGAUUGCAGGCAUGGGACUGGCGAAACAUCACACGGCCCUGACAUAUAUGCGGCCUCAGAGGAGCACACCAUACGGAACCGUGAGAUAUGAGCCACCGGAAGUGGUCACUCACAAAGCUUCGGAAGAAGGUAGAUCGCGUCUCUAUGACAUUUGGUCAAUUGGAUGCAUCACCUUGGAAUUUAUUGUGUGGCUGCUCUACGGUUACCACGACCUUGUGAAGUUCAACGAUAGCAUCAAAAGCUCAUUUGAAGAGUCUAGUCCGUACUUUAAGGUCGGAAAUGGCAACGUAGCACAAGUGCAUCCUGUUGUUCAAGCAUGCAUGGAUCACAUUUUCAAAGACCCGGAGUGCACUGGCAACGGCGGCAAUAUCGCAAUUCGCGACCUCCUCGACAUUGUCAAGACAAACUUGCUGGUCGUUCAUCUCCCACAACAUAGAGCAUUGAAUUUAGCAUCAAUAGGUGGCAAUGUUGCUGUUACCGACACAGACAGUCGUCCCUCCCCAACUUACCGGCAUAUCGGCCCAACUCGUGCCACCGCAUUCCAUUUUCGCAAGUUACUGGAUGAUAUGAUAGGUAAGGGAAAGGAAGAUGAACGCUACUGGUUUACAGGUAUAAGUCGAGAAAAUCUCAAAGGCCUUCCGUCUCGCAUGAUUUCGUCAAUAGUCACCAAUGACUUUCUGUCUUCGGAGUCUGCUAAUCGACCAAAUCAGCUGGUGGAUCGCACUGCACGCAUGAGGGACACACCAACACAGCCCGGACUAUCGGCGCAGCUAGCACAGCCCUCAAGACAAAAUCUCAGCAAUCUUUUGGAAUUCCCAGUCGACAAUAGCUUCGCAGAUAGUCUUUUCAACGAUCAAAAGAUCUCCCAGGAAUUGAUUCAAGGUUCGAAUAUUGCGAAGCUCUGUGGGAAAUGUUCGAAUAUGGACUUCUGGUUACCUCGGUUUCGGAUCGACGACACCUUAUCCGAACUGGAGCAAAACUCAGCGAAUUGUGACUUUUGCAAAUUCCGUUGGCAGCUUUGUAAGGACUUGAACUUGCAACGCGAAAGAUUUUCCUCAAUCCAAUUCGACAGACGCAAAUCUAUGCUGAGAAUGAGCACUUCGAUGGAAAGAGAUCCUCCUGUUCUGUCUAUCUGCAGAAGUCCAGAUCCAAAAACGCCUCUUUCGAUGCUUCCCAUUCAAAUUGGUUUGCCUCAGUUGCCAGCAGCUGGGAGUGACCUACAUUUGAGAAUCCUUCGGCUGUGGUUGAAGCACUGCGAUGAGAACCACCCUAGAUGCCGUCCGCCUGAGACGGCUAUGCUACCCACCAGGCUCAUUGACGUGGGAGCCAGUGCCUCCACAACCAUCAACUUGUACGAAACCCAAAAGGACGACACAAUGAAGUACAUUGCACUAUCUCACCCUUGGGGAGCACCACCGCACUUCUGUACCUUCACAUCAAACAUCGAGGAAUACAAGCAGAGCAUUGACUUCACCAAACUUCCAAUCACUUUCCAAAAUGCAGUCAGCGUGACUAGGGAGCUAGGCCAUCGAUAUCUCUGGAUCGAUUCAAUUUGCAUCAUUCAGGGUCCUGAUGGCGAUUUCAACAAGGAGGCCAUGAGAAUGGAGGAUGUCUUCAGCUCGGCACAUUGCGUCAUUGCUGCCAGCUCCGCCAAAGGGCAAAACGAUGGCUUCUUGAAGAAGCGAGAUGAGCGAGAACAUCUGACAUUCAUCCGAGAAGGACUACCGCCAUUUCAUAUCUGCAGCUUCAUCGACGACUUUGACCAGCAUGUGUUGGAAGGCUCUCUCAACAAGAGAGGAUGGGUGUUGCAGGAAAGGGCCUUGGCGCGACGCACAAUCUACUUCACUAACAAGCAAACAUAUUGGGAAUGCGGCGGCGGGGUGCGAUGCGAGACUCUGACCAAAAUGCACAAUAAUCUCGCUUCCUUAGUCGGUGACCCAAAUUUCCCUGAAAUUGCCAUCAAAUCCUCAAGAAGUGGGAAAAUCCGCCUCUAUCAAGCCCUCUACACCCACUACUCGCGCCUAAAAUUCACCCGAUACAAUGAUCGACCGAUUGCUAUUGCAGGCCUCGAGAAACGACUGAUUCGCGCUUUCGACACCAGAGGCGGAUUUGGCGUCUUCGAUGAUGGUCCUGGUCUCCUCCACCGCAGUCUAUUAUGGAGUCGUGGCUCGGACGAGGUAACUCUGGACAGAAUCACCCUUCCGGCCGACAGCCGAAUAAUAGUUCCCACAUGGUCUUGGAUGGCAUUUAAAGGCGGGAUCGACUAUCUGGAGUUGCCAUUCGACGGCGUGGACUGGGAAAAACUGGAGAUACGAUCUCCCUGGACACCUGGUUCUCGUGGAAGUUGGCAUACAGGCGACCAAGCUGGGGUCGUCGAGUUGAGUGCUAUAGCGCGAGAUUUUGACAUUCCUAGAGAGCAUAGGCCAGAGGCAAAACUCAUCUAUGACCGUCCGCCCAAGUCGGACGGCUCAAGUCAGUCCGUGAAAUGUGUUGUUGUGGGUAGGCGGAGGGAAGGUGCUGUCCAGAGCGAGCAGAAUCGGAUGCACUAUGUUCUUUUGGUCACUACGAAAGCUUCGCAGGUCACGGGAGAGGCUCUGGUUUGCGAGAGAGUUGGAGUUGGUCACUUCCUUGGCCGAUGGAUCAGAUUGGAUCAACCAGGCACCCCGGUCAAAAUUCGAUAGCUCAAGCUUCUCAACUCCUGGAGGCCUGUGGGGUCGUACGUUCCCCACACCUCUGGAUAGUAAUAUUGCCCAACAUAAAUGCAAUAAUCCUGGGCCCAGAUGCAAGUCAUUGUGAUUAAUACCGAAGGUGAUGUGCUUCGGACUGCUUAGCUGAUAGCUAACGAGAUUGAGGUGCGAGGUGCUCACAGUGUGAAUGUAUUAUUCCCGGAAUUAGGGAGCGCGUACCUGUACUCUGUAACGGAAGGGGUUGGGUUGGGCGUGGGCCAGAAGUGCAACGACACCCCCAUAUGCGUACAUUGUACAAAUACCACAGCAUGGAGCUGUAAAUUGUUGAACCAAACAUCCCUGCGGGUCGAGGGUGCAGAUUUACG
Hyaloscypha bicolor E is the source of this 7290-nucleotide messenger RNA. RefSeq lists its product as uncharacterized. The record is from RefSeq and is a predicted model, not a curated record. Gene Ontology annotation, molecular function: ATP binding; protein kinase activity. The transcript is spliced from 8 exons. Lineage: Eukaryota; Fungi; Ascomycota; Leotiomycetes; Helotiales; Hyaloscyphaceae. The coding region runs from base 140 to 6919 and encodes 2259 amino acids. Gene Ontology annotation, biological process: protein phosphorylation.